AUCAAUAAUCCUAAGACUAUGAUCAUGAUCAAAUCAGUAUAUCAGGCUAACGAGUAUAAAUACAUCCUGUUCAUGUACGUCUAGAUGGAUUGAUGUAUACAUUUCAACAGAAACGUUUCAUGAUUGUAAGUGUGACUUUGAUUGAACGUGUCGAAUUGUCUGAUCAUUUGUCUUUAAGGAUUCUCAGACAAACACGUUGGUGAUUUUUCUCCAUCAUUAAAAAACUACUUCAUAGUAAUCUUAAUACAAUUGUGAAAGUAUAAUUUCAUAGUACUUAGGAGUCGAAUGUAUGGGAUGAAUUCAGUGAGUCAUUUAUGUUUGACAAUUUUUUAUUUAUUGUGAAGCUGUAGUGAACGAGAACACAUAGUGGAGACAAUCGAAUUUAUUUGAAUACGAAAUUACAGAACCUCUUAGUAUAAUCUGAGAACCAUACAAUGAGCACUUCAUUUGCAAAAUCUUAAUCAAUCGUCUCAAACUUCAUAGUUCCUUUAUUUCCACAACAAUGAUUCAUUGUUCUCAUUGUCUUUUCUUCGAUCUGCUUAACAUUCUACCGUCAGGUAUCUCACUUUCUUCUAGUGAUACAUAUUAUUUAUAUCUGUCGACAUCAGUAGCACACCACAAAAUCAUUCAUUCAAAUUUGAAUGAUGAUUGCUGUAAAACGCAUUCGGCAAACAUCGAAAUGGUGUUCGUUGUAAAUUUUAUGCGAAAUAUUGCAUGACAAUUUAGUACUGGUAUGAUAAUAUUAUCAAUGAGGCUAUCGAUUUAUUAAGCUGCGAUGAGUUGGUUCGUCGAAAUUAUGGAGUGCCGAAGGUUAUUCACAUUUGCGUAGUUUGCCGCUUUAGGUUCGUCGUCUGUCUCAUUAUUGGGUCGUAUAAAUUGUUGCUGUCAAAAUAUACAAACCACCGACCCUUGUAUACAAUCAUCGACUUAAAUCGCGUUUGUGAAUAACAGAAUUAAAAAUAAGUCACAUAUGAGAAUAGAUUACGAAAACAUGUAUUUCAUACAAUCGUUGACCUAGACAGACAAUCAGACGAACGUUGUGAAACGAAAUCAGAUGACAUGGAGUGUAAAAGGCAAGUGACUCAAUGCAUAUAAUCGAAAAAAUAAAUUACAGAUACGUGAUAAAUAGGAUAAGUAGUUACUUACAGACGUGCACAAAAAAAAACAGUCAGGGUUAAUAAGCCAAUAAUUAACAAAGUCAAAAUGUGGCUUGUGGAGAAUGAAGCAAGAAGGAAAAAAUAAAAUAACCUGUAUGGACUUGAUAACAGUAUCAACCAUUAUAACAAUGGAAAGUAAAUAUAUAGUAAUCGUUGCAAAAUGUUUGAAACAUUCACAACUUCAAUAGUUUUCUACAGAAUUGAUAUCGUAUACUACUCCAAACAACUCCGCCUGUAGCUCUUCGCAUACACAUGAACAAAUACAGGUAAAGACAGCCAGUGUAGCUGGGUCAUAAAAAUCUCGACAUCUGAGGGAAAACACGGAAUACAAUGGACAGCUCAGAAUCAGUGAGACAAUUUGGACUUCGCAGAUGACCUAGCCCUCCUAGCCCAUGCACACGAACAGAUGCAGAUAAAGACAGCCGUUGUAGCAGCAGUCUCUGCAUCAGUAGGCCCCAGCACACACAAGGAGAAAACCAAGGUCCUCAAAUUCAAAACGGAGAACAGCAAUCCAAUCAUUCUUGAUGGCGAAACUCUGGAAGAUGUAGAAUCCUUCACAUAUCUGGGAAGCAUCGUCGAUAGACAUGGAGGUUCAGAUGCAGACGUAAAGGCGAGGAUUGGCAAAGCAAGGGCCGCAUUCCUACAAUUGAAGAAUAUGUGGAACUCAAAACAACUGUCUGUCAACCAAUAUCAAAGUGAGAAUCUUCAAUACGAACGUCAAGGCAGUUCUACUGCAUGGAGCUGAAACUUGGAGAACUACUACAACCGUCAUCAAGAAUGUACAAGUAUUUAUAAAUGGUUGUCUACGCGAGAUACUCAACAUCCAUUGGCCAGAUACCAUCAGUAACAACCUUCUCUGGGAGGUAACGAACCCGCCUCCUGCUGAGGAGGAAAUUAGGAAAAGACGAUGGAAAUGGAUAGGACAUACAUUAUGGAAAUAAUCAAACUGUAUCACGAGGCAAGCGCUAACUUGGAAUCCUGAUGGGAAGCGGAAAAGUGGAAGGCCAAUGAACACAUUACGUCGACAAAUAAAAGCAGAUAUGAAAAGAAUGAAUGAAAACUGGAAAGAGCUGGAAAGGAUUUCCCAGGACAGGGUUGGUUAGAGAAUGCUGGUGAGCGGCCUAUACUCCUUCACGAGGAGUAACAGGCGUAAGUAAAUAAGUACUACUCCAAACAUUUAGCUUACAAUACACUCAUUAUUAGUAUUCUAGGUUACAAAAUACCAUAGAUGUAAGUUUAAACUUGAGUUUUCUACUUGCUUGUUGUAAUAAGCAACCAAAUGUGAAAACUUUGAAUGCUUUCAUCACAAAUUGACAUCAGCUAUAAUGAAUGAAUUUCGCGCCAAAAUUCUAGAUCUGUGAUCUUAAAUGUGAUUUGUUCAUCCAUAAAGUGAUAGUUUCACCAAAUUUUAUUUUGUUUAUUCCUUUCUUAACUGAAGAUCGAAAAAUAGGAAUGGUCACUAGUUUCAGGUAGUUAAUUUGAAGUACUGAACAUGUAUAGGUCAUUUCAGCUGGAGGGCAUAUUAUUUUUAGAAUAAAUUUCGAAACUCACUGGAAUUCAACGUAUAUAAUGAAUUUAACUGUAGGUCCUAGGUUGGAGUUUCGUGCAGGGGCUCGUGCAUGUGCACUUGUGAGAUGUUCCAUACCGGAAAGAAACGGUCUUCUCGUGCUUUCAGGCUUACGAUCGAUGUCUUACAGUAAUCUGUUCAAAAUUUCAAUGAGAUUUUCACGAAUUAUUUAGACAAAUGGGAAGAACUGAGGGAAGUGAAUUGACUUCACUGUUAAGUUAGUAAACUUUCUUGAAAAACAAGUCAAACAUUUAACAAAAAGAUUGAUAACGGUUAAUAGCGUAAUCGAAGACAAGCAAUUUUCCCUACUUGGAGCUUAAAAUGGAUGACUAAUACUGAUCAAUUCAUGAUUUCAUUGAAAUACAAGCGUUUCCGCAACCUCAAACUAUAACUUCAGAUAUUUCUCGAAGAGUAUAGUUGCUACCUAGCACUAAUCACUAUUAAACAAGUUUAAAUAUAGCUGUAUCAAAUAAAUACAAUCAUUCAUAAACCAUCAGUUACGUGGAUAAAUGUACGUAUGAUAUCGUAGAUUACAGCAUAUAUACAACUACAAUGCUUGAUGUGUCUGUUUUAAAGACACAAGUGUACAAUGUGAAUGAAUCUUGCAUGUAAAUAAACUUUACUUCACGUUCUGAAUACGUGAUUAAACUUAGUUUAAAAACUGUUAGUCCGGUGUAUGCUACUGAUUUCAACAGAUAUAGGUAGUAUAUAUCAUCAAUCUAAAGUGAAACGUCUGGCUUUAAUAGUUUAACAAGAUCAAAGAAAAGAGAAUGAAAACAAAGAAUAGUUG
Schistosoma haematobium is the source of this 3514-nucleotide messenger RNA. Its product is annotated as Laminin subunit gamma-1. The transcript has a single exon. The coding region runs from base 1564 to 1902 and encodes 112 amino acids. Lineage: Eukaryota; Metazoa; Platyhelminthes; Trematoda; Strigeidida; Schistosomatidae. The record is from RefSeq and is a predicted model, not a curated record.